GUUCCCCUCGUUGAGCGGGUGAGGUGGUGUGGUGGGGGUGGCGGGAGGUAGGGGUAAACUUUCUUCGCGGUAUAAAUCGGCGGCGCCGCGACCCGCCGCGACCAGAAGAACCUCCCGGCGAGGAAGAUGGAGACCCCGAUGGUGCUGGUGGUGCUAGUGGUGCUGGCGGUGAUGGGCUCCGGCCUCGCCGACAACAAGUACACCACCAAGUACGACAACGUGGACCUGGACGAGAUCCUCAACAGCAACCGCCUGCUCACCUUCUACGUGGACUGCCUGCUGGGCAAGACCAACCGCUGCUCGCCCGACGCCAAGGAGCUCAAAGCCAACCUGCCCGACGCGCUGCUGUCCGAGUGCUCCAAGUGCAGCGAGAAGCAGAAGGCCGGCGCCGAGAAGGUCAUCAACUUCCUGAUCGAGAAGAAGCCGGAGCUGUGGCGCCAGCUCGAGGCCAAGUUCGACCCGCAGGGGACGUACCACGCCAAGUACAGGAGCCGCCUGACCACCGCGCGCCCCUAGCGGCCGGGCGGGGAAACACGAGCCGGCCGGAGAAACACGAGCGGGCCGGCCGGAGAAACACGAGCAGUCCAGCCCAACUCCCCCCCCCCCCCCCCCUCAGCCGACCAGCCAGCCGCCUGCGAGGUGUAACCGCCGCAGACGACAAGCCCAAAGAUGCGGUAGCCUACAACUCGCGUAGUUUCGGUUCCCUACCACGUUCGUGCAAACUUCGGAUUUCUCUCAAAAAAUUGAAAUUUAAAAAAAUAUAUAUAUCGAAGGGUUAGGUUAGGUUAGGUCAGUCACAACAUGAUUGAACUUCUGAUUUAGCGUCUGAAGUGGCGUUAAUACCAAAACGCAAAAACUUCGGAAAUCUUGGGAAAUUCUUGCAGGGAACCGAAACUACGUGAGUUGUAGGCUUCCCCUAAAGAUGUCCAUCAAGUUCUGUCCCUGCCCGAACACGGGGCCCGUAUAUUCACCUUCCGGCCAACCCUCGCGAUUUUAUUUUUAUUUUUUGCGCAGGAAAAAAAACGAAUUCAAAUAUUAAAAGCGGUCGGUUAGGUUAGCUACAUUGAAACACUUUAAAACACCAUGGACGGUUAGUUUAGGUUAGCAUAGCUACAUUAAAAAUAAACAGAGAAAUAUAAAUAUACAUAUAUAUAAACCCGAGGUUGGCCGAAGGUGAAUAUUCAUUCGGAAGUGUUCGGGCAGGGACACAACUUGAUGUACAUCUUAGGCUUCCCGCCGCAGACACUCCAGUGACUUCUCGCGCAGUUGCAGAGUACUACGUGGCACCUUCGGGAGCUCACAAAAAUCCCACAUCUUUCACGGGACCAGUUUUCAAGAAUUUUUUCAAAGAGAGCUUAAACUUAUAAUUUUUUUUCUCGAUUAUUUUACACCCAAAAACAUGUGAAUUUCGUACAUAUCACAGGACUUAACAGCUGAACGCCACUAGAAAUAACGUCAACUUACGGUCAAGUUUGCAGUUAAGGGCUCCGCCUACCCGGGCACACACACGGUGCGCAGAGCUUCAGGAAAAACAACGCGAUAUCAAAACUGCUCAAGUUAUCCGAGUAGGGGUCUGUUUGCGAAAAGCAUUUAAGAGUUCUCUGAGGGCCGGAAAGUACUUUUGAUUUCGGAUUAUGUUUUUAAACCGUAUUUUUAUAAGAGUUAAAAUGGCUGAAACGCAUGUUUUCAGAGUAUAUUUGAGGCCUAAAACAACCGGUGGAGAUUCUUGAAAGCACUUAAGGGACUUGCGUUACACCUUUGUCUUCAUUCCUCGGCCAUAUAAUGUUACGGUCACCGCUCAGAUCUCACAGUUGUCCUGUGCACUGGGAGAAGACUGCGCGCCAGUCCAGAGGAGACACCGCGCUAGAAGCACCAGCGAGCGUCGCGCUUAUCAUCCCGCCUCACUAACACACACACACACCUGGCGAGACGGGCCCCUUAAAAGUGAAUUUUUUUUCCAAAAGUGAAUAUAGUGUCUUUUACCUCAGAGGUAGAUAAUCCUACAAAUUCAUAUUCUCGGAUACAAAACCUGAAUAUUUCCCAUGAAACUUUUGAUUAAAUAAAUGUUUAACGUGCGAAUUUAAGUAUUUUAAGCAUUACUAUACUCUUGAGAAUUUAAUUUACGCUUGCUGAAAUUAAAUAACGUCAUUUUACCAGUCUUAUAUGUUUUACUGUUUGUUUCUGUAGCCAACGAGAAACUGGCAAACGUACGGAAUUCAGUUUGAAAUCUUGCUCUAAGCUAAAGGUUUGAUGUUGCAAAAUAGUUUUAUUCCUCAAGAAUAGAAUAAUCUGUUCGAGAAUUUUUUUUUUCAACCUUGAAAAUUUGCCAGCACUGGUGGUUCACGUCACAAACGCUUACUAAACAUUGGUUCAGACCACAUGUGAACUCAACGGUUUUCAUGCAUUUUUAUGAUUGUUUUAAUAUUAUGUGACAAGAGUGACAUGUCUGAUGCCACCGACUUGUUGACUUUUUGCUUAACAGAUGUAAAUAGUUUCUAUUGGCUGGUUCAAAUAAAGCGUUUGUUACUUUU
This is a messenger RNA of Bacillus rossius redtenbacheri, 2531 nucleotides long. RefSeq names its product ejaculatory bulb-specific protein 3-like. The coding region runs from base 127 to 516 and encodes 129 amino acids. Lineage: Eukaryota; Metazoa; Arthropoda; Insecta; Phasmatodea; Bacillidae. The record is from RefSeq and is a predicted model, not a curated record. The transcript is spliced from 2 exons.